Tetrahymena thermophila SB210 is the source of this 3651-nucleotide messenger RNA. RefSeq names its product kinase domain protein. The transcript is spliced from 2 exons. Gene Ontology annotation, cellular component: cytoplasm. Gene Ontology annotation, biological process: protein phosphorylation. Lineage: Eukaryota; Ciliophora; Oligohymenophorea; Hymenostomatida; Tetrahymenidae. Gene Ontology annotation, molecular function: ATP binding; protein serine/threonine kinase activity. The record is from RefSeq and is a predicted model, not a curated record.
AUGGAUAAUAAGAAGGGCUUAAAUAUUUUUGGUAAAAACCUUAUUAAGAAUAUUGCUUAAUAAACUAAGAAAAUAAUAAUUAAUGCAGUUGAAUUAUUAGCGAGCAGUAUUUAAAAAGUAUCUGAAGAGAUUAGAAAUUAAUAACAAAUGACUUAAAUCACAAAAAUGGAUAAAAGCAUUUUUUUUGAUCCAGUAUUCAAACAAAACCUUUAAAAAAUGAAAAAAAAAAUAAUUUUAAGUACAUUAAAUGAAAUCAGUUAAAAAUAAGGGUUACCACUUCAGCAAAUAGAUAUUUCAAGCUUUGUGACUAGUGAAGAGUUUUUUAAAAAACGCUCAGAAUUCAUAUAGCAAUAAUUAGAAUUACACAGUGAUUAGAAAAACACAAAGGAAUGGAACUUAUUUUCUUUCUAUUACUUUAUCAUAACUUAUUUUGUUGACAAAGCGAAUUACAAAAGAAAUUAUGUAUCUUGCGGACCAACUAGUUAUAAUUUAAAAUGUUGUAUAUAAUGGAUCGAGGAAAUAUCAACAGUAGACAAAGUAGAUACUCUAAUUAAAGAAUAAGUUAAAGAUAUAUAGAAAAAAAAUAAUUAAGAAAUUUAAAUAGAUUAUGAAGAGAGUUAUGAAUCGCAGCCUUUUACUCUCUGCUUUUUAAAGCUAAAAGAACAUAAAUACAGCAAUUACUUCUAAAAAUUUAAAUUGGAUAGAAUUUAAUUGGAUUAAUAAGAAUUAAAAGAUGAAGAGGCUUUCUUAAAUGACUUGAUUGAAUGUUACGAAAUUUGGGGAAACAUGAUUUUGAUAGAUCAAUACAGAAAUAACAGAGUAUUACUUUACUUAUAAUUUUUAGAUAGCUACUCAGCACAAGAGUCAAAAAUUAAUUUAAUCAAAAAAUAUGAAAUUUCUGAAUUCAAAUUUUUUGAUAAAUUUGAUGCAUUUUAUUUUGUGUUUUAUUCAGAGUAUAUUAGUACCCUAAAAUAAGAAGAUGAAGAUGAAAUAUAUUUUUAUUUUCUAUUAAUUUGUAUCUUAAAUUUGCUGAAAACUAACUAUCUAGCAUUGAACAAGGAGCAAAAGCUAGUCAAGUUGAUAAAAAAAAUCAAAAGUUUUGAUAAUAUCAAAUUUAAACUAGGAUAUCAGUUUCUUCUUAGAUUAAUGAUAGAUUUUUAAGAGAAGUUAACACUUUCUGAAUCGAAUGAUGACUACAUUUCCUAUGAAUUUGAAAACCAAAAUAAACAUGAAUUUAGUUAGAAAAGCUUAGUUUAGUUAUUUAAAGAAUGGACUUAGGAGAAGUAUUAAGUUUCAGAAAAAUAUAUCAACAAAUAAUAGCUCCAGCUGUACAUUGAUUCAGCAUAAAGUGCUUUGAUUUUGGCAAUUUUACCAGAUUUAGUUAGGUUUUAUGAUAUCAAUGAGAAAAUACCCUAUCAACCUACUAACAUAGAUAUAGGAUAUGUUUAGCAAAUUGUAAGAGGAAAAAGACUUUAUGAUAAAAAACCUUAAGAAAAAGAAAAAAAUCUUACUUAUUGGGAAGAUUUAAUAAAGAAUAUAUCAAAUAACAGAGAUUAAGAGUAAGAGAUACUGAGCAGUUAUAGAUAGAAAACAUAUGAUAAAAAUCUUGCUCCAUCGAUUUUUUCCUUUAAUAUCUGUAGGAUAAACUUAUUAACUUUAUAAUUACUUUAUAAAAGUGAAAACUAAAAUGAAGAAAAUUCAAGUGAAACAGAAUUACUUAGAGAAUAAAUUUAAGAAUUAAUAUAGUAAAUAGGUAGCUAUAUGUAUUAAAACCUUUACAGAUAAAGAUAAUUUUAUUAAACUCUUUGUUCUUUAUUAAUAAACGGGAAUAGUAUCAUGAAUUACUUGAUUAAUUAAAUUAUAAAAAAUAAAACUUCUGUUGAAACCUAAUUUCAAUCUCAAUAAUUUAAAAAUUUUAUUCUCUCUUUCAAAUAAGAUUUAGAUAUCAGAAAUUUUAUUAACAAGAGAUUAAAAACAAAUUUUUGUUUACAAUCCACUGAUAAGAUGUUUGAAAAUUUAAGUAUAUAAUUCUUUAUAGCACAUGAUUAAUUUAUCUAACAAACCAAAGAUACAGAUAAAAAAGAGCUAGAAGAUACCAAAUAAAAAUUCGAAAAUAUAAAGAAAUAUUAUGGUUUUCUUAACAGAAAAAAGUACGAAGUUUUCAAAAUAAAUUUAUAAAUGUAUAUUAAAUUUGUAGAAUUAAUGAUUGAAUUAAAAUCAUCAUCCUAACAUUCAAUAUAUUCAUAUGAUGAGCUUGAAAAUAUAAGUAGUUCCUAGUUUAUUGUUAAAAAAGUAAAACUUAAAGGUAAUCAAGUCAGUAUAGUAGCUUUGAAAUAACCAUAAGAAGAAGAAGAAAAAGAUUAUUCAUAAUAACAAAUGAGAGAAAUUAGUAUUCUUUCCAAUCUACCUAAAAACAACCUCAUAAUUCAAUAUGUAGCUAUUGAAUAUUUACAUGAGCACAAUAUUGUGCAUGGGGAUAUCAAAUUAUCAAAUAUUUUAAUUAACUCAAGCGAUAAAAUUAAGAUAAUUGAUUUUAGUGAAUCAGGCUUUUUGGUUGAAGAAACAAUUGGUUAUACUGAAGACUAUGAAGCUAAGGAUAAUUUUAAAACUAGAUAUAUAGAUUAUUAUAGCUUAGGAAUAUUGUUGAUUAGAAUUUUUUACUCAUUUAAAUUCAAAAUUCGUUGUAAUUGUAAACAAGAAGCUAAAAAUUGCAAAAUGGAAAAUCACGAAGAAUUUAUACUUCAAGCAAUUUCAAAAAUUGAUGAUGAAUAAAGAAAAAAUCAAUAUUCUUAAAUUUUUUUUGAUUAAAUAAAAAGUUUACUGAAUGAUUAACCUUACUUAAGAUGUACUCUUAAAGAAUUAAUUUAUAUUAUUGACUUAGAGAUUGAAAUAAUUGAUAAUAAUUUUACAGAAACUCAGUGUUAAGAAUGCUAAUAGAAAUAUUUUUAAAAAUAUGGUAAAAUAAUUAAUUAUUAAAAUAUUGCUCCAGAUCCAACAGAUAUUAUAUAAUUUUGCUUAUUUUAAGGCAUAGAAAUUAAUUUUGAUCAUCCUGAUACAGACUAAUAAAGUGAAAGCCGAAAUUCGGAUUAAGGAGAAAAUGAAUAUAAUAAGAAAAAUGAAAAAAAUAGCAAUUCUUAAGAAAAAAAGUAAAGUGACAUUAAAAUUGAAAAUAAACCCUUUGAGGAAGGAUAAACGAUUGAUAAAAGAAUUAAAAAUCAUAAUAAUCAAAAUGAAUAAAGAAAUGAAAAUAACUUGAUUGGCUAAGAUAAAUUAAAUUUAGAGUAAACAUCUGGCACUUAAAACUAGAAAAGUAAAAGUUUAGAAAGCUAUUUUAUUGAUAAAAUAGAUAAAAAGGAAAAUGAGAUGGUUUUAAUUGGUCUUUUAAGAAAAUUAGAUAUAAACUUUCGUAAUCUAGGAAUAGAUAUUAGUAAAUUUAAAUUAAACUCUAAAGGAUAGAUAAAAUAUAUUUUAGAAACAUUGAUUACAUCAAAAACUUUAACAAUUGAAAAAGUUUUCUCUUUAAUAUCAGAUUAAUACAUCAGAAAGAUGCUAAAUGAAUUAAAAGGUAUAGCAAUUUAAAAUAAAGAAGUUAAUAAAGAUUCAAAAAAUAAGAUCAUAAAUUACUUUUUAUAAUUUAAAGAAUAAGAAUGA